AUGACCCAACCAAUCCUCAUUCUAAACAUCACAGCUUUUUCAAGCAUGGUUGAACCUACUGGUGAUAACGAAAAAACUACUACCCGAGUGAAUGAUUGGUUUAAUAAGCCUCACCUGAAUGAACUGACAACUUUCUAUAAAUAUCACCCACAUCAGCCUGAAACACGUCACUUUAAUUCAAAAAUGGUAUAUUAUCGUCCUGAAGAUGGUAUGCAGCGUAUGUUUCUUUCAUUUUCAGAAGAAGAAGAGUGCCUGUUUUGCAGUGUUUGUUUGGCACAUGGAAAUGAGAAGCAGAAACCAAGUUUGUUUGUAACAGGUUUUAACAGUUGGACUCAUAUUCAUCAACGUAUUGUGAAACACGAAUCGUCAAAGAGACACCAAGAAUGUGUCGAGGCUUAUCUACAUUUCUCUGCUGAUCGAACCAUUCUAGAUAUGGUACAAGGUCAGCAAUAUAGUCUACGAAAACAGCAAGUUUUACAUCGUAGAUUGAUUGUGGACAGAGUAGUGUCAAUUGUCAAAGUGAUUGGUAAACGCGGUUUGCCAUAUCGAGGUAAGGCUGGUUGCAAAGCCGUCAAUGUUUUGGCUAACGAAAGAGUGGAUCAUGGAACAUUUCUUGAAAUCGUGAUUCUUGUUGCAAAGUACGAUGAAAUUCUAAAAGCGCAUUUGAAGGAAAUUAUCGACAAAAGCAUGCUGAAUGAUAAACAAGAUAUGAGGAAUAGAGCUAACAGAAAUACUUUCAUUUCCAAAUCCACUGUAAACCAAAUUAUAUUAGGAAUCGCUAAAUUAAUGAAAAGUGCCAUUGCUGAAGAAGUACAACAAGUGGGAAUAUUCUCAGUGCAAUUUGACACAACUUAA
Messenger RNA from Hydra vulgaris (swiftwater hydra), 855 nucleotides. RefSeq lists its product as uncharacterized. NCBI's taxonomy places the organism in Eukaryota, Metazoa, Cnidaria, Hydrozoa, Anthoathecata, Hydridae. The record is from RefSeq and is a predicted model, not a curated record.